Molecule: messenger RNA, 1266 nt
Organism: Fimicolochytrium jonesii
Lineage: Eukaryota; Fungi; Chytridiomycota; Chytridiomycetes; Spizellomycetales; Powellomycetaceae
Exons: 2
Coding region: 291-1250 (319 amino acids)
Source: RefSeq, a predicted model, not a curated record
CCGCAUAUACGAUCUUCCAACUGCGGCCGGUCGCAAGAUUUUGUGCUUGAGGGCUGUGUGGGUGGCCGCUCCACGUGACCUGCGGUAUAUGUAGCGGAACGUUCAGACUGACAGCAGCAGCAGCAGCAGUAGAAGCCAGGAAGCCUCCCGGACCAGCAUCUCUAGAAGACCCUCGGAAUCGACUUGGGGAGAGAACAGGCGGGAAGAGGCAAUAUCAAGCAGGUUCAGCAUUUGGCGGAACAGCAUCUUCAGAACCAAUUGCCACUCGCCAACUUCCGACAAAAGCAAUAAUGAUCAGGACACUGUUAUUCGCGACCUUGGCAGCCUGGACCGUCAACCUUGUCCACGGGCAAGCACGGCCUCCGCCAACGAUAACAUCGAAGCCAGUACAACCGCCCUCCAACGACGCGGAUUGGUUGGAUAUCGACGCCCUCUUCUACUCGGUGGUCCCACCAGUGGACGGGGACGACGAUGGAACGAUGGAGUAUCCUCCGACCGACUGCUACGCGAACUGGUGCUUUCCUGCGGGCAUGUUCGUUGAUAUGGUUGUAAACCACUGCAACUCGACUUUGACAAAUAUACAACCGAACAAGCUUCCGCAAACCGCGCAAGAGUUGGAAGCGAUUGUAGGGGAAUGCAUAUGUGGGAUUGGAGGUCCGACCGCCGGGAAAUCUGCCCCUUCGAAGGACGUGUUUCUGGGCAUUGCGCAAAUGUGGAAGACUUGCGCGUCGUGUCUGAACGGAAGCACGGGCGUGAACGAUCCAAACCAUGCGUCGAUUCUCUCGCCGUCAAAGUUCGCGCGGGCAUGCGCAUGCGUUGAGCCAGGACCGGUGCAAGCCUUGAUCAAUAUGCAGGACCCGACCUGGGAAUGCCCAAAGAUCGAUCAAGAUCGGUUGAGGAGUGCGAGGCGGGCGGGUUCUGGUUUGCCUGUGCGGAGACCGACGGUCUCGACAAGCUCUGCGGCUCCGGGCCCCACGACGCCCUCUGCAGCGCCAUCUGUAGCGCCGGCACAAGCAAGCGUAGGGCGUGCUCCCGCCAACGCAACUCCAGCUCCAGCUCAACCUGCCGCGAACCCCGCUCCCGGCAACGCAGUUCCAGUCGCACCAGCACCUAACCCAGCACAAGCUCCUGCGCCAACUCCAGCGCAAGGUGUAGCAGCGCCAGGGCAGACCGAGCGAGCCGCAGCCGCCAGUUUUGAGGGCUUUUCUGGCGCGGCGUUCUCACCGUUCGGAGCUGGCCGUAAUCCAUAGAUUCUUUCUACGAAGU